Messenger RNA from Blastomyces dermatitidis ER-3, 3815 nucleotides. Its product is annotated as alpha-actinin. Gene Ontology annotation, molecular function: calcium ion binding; actin lateral binding. The record is from RefSeq and is a predicted model, not a curated record. The coding region runs from base 323 to 2476 and encodes 717 amino acids. Gene Ontology annotation, biological process: actin filament bundle assembly; actin cytoskeleton organization. Gene Ontology annotation, cellular component: actin filament bundle; actomyosin contractile ring; cell projection. The transcript is spliced from 4 exons. NCBI's taxonomy places the organism in Eukaryota, Fungi, Ascomycota, Eurotiomycetes, Onygenales, Ajellomycetaceae.
UGUUGCUGCUGCUUAUUGCUCCAUAACUCUUCCUCUCUUCCUAUAGCACCGCCAGCGUCAAGGAUAAACCACCAUCCCCCUCCCCGGUCGUGACGAACUGUUGUUGUUGUUGAAACAAGGUUGCCGACUUGGCUGGGAGACUGCCCCGGGAAAGAGGGCUCGGCGCUGGGACCUUUAACUACCUGGUUGCGGCGUAACCACGCGCUGGCACAGUCUGGCGCAGUCUGGCUCGCAGCCAAGGAACGCUUUGUUUACUUCGGCAGCAGCACUAAAUAGUAGAUACAUACAUUAACGUUACCACCACCGCUUAUCUAUCGCCCAUAUGCCGCUUCCACCACCACCACAGCUUAUCCACCACCACCACCACAACUCCUCCCACAGUCACCAUCAUUACAACCACUACGCCCUUUUCCCGAACAAACCACCAAGUCCUUACCGCUGCUUUGAUUCCAAUUCGGCCUCUUAUCACCGUCGCGCUGGAACUGGAUUUGGCUUUGCAAGCCCCAACCGAGUGAUGUUGUUGAUGGAAGAGAAGCAAUGGAUUACGGUCCAACAGAAAACGUUCACAAAAUGGCUUAACAACAAGUUAAAAGUUCGGAACUUAGCCAUUGAUGAUUUAGUCAAGGACCUCUCUGAUGGGGUCAUCCUCAUUCACAUACUUGAGAUUCUGGGAAAUGAAUCUCUCGGUCGAUAUGCCUCCAAACCCAAACUGCGGGUCCAGAAAUUCGAGAAUGCAAACAAGAGUCUCGACUACGUCAAGGGGCGGGGUAUACAGAUGACAAACAUUGGCGCUGAGGAUAUAGUAGACGGAAAUAGAAAGAUUAUUCUCGGACUGAUAUGGACCCUUAUUCUACGAUUCACGAUCAGCGAUAUUAGCGAGGAGGGAAUGACGGCGAAAGAAGGAUUGUUAUUGUGGUGCCAAAGAAAAACAGCCUGUUAUCCGGGAGUGGAAGUGAGAGAUUUUUCGGCGAGUUGGAACGAUGGACUAGCCUUUUGUGCCUUGCUUGAUAUCCACAGGCCCGAUCUUAUCGAUUUCGAUUCUCUGGACAAGAGCGACCAUAAGGGCAAUAUGCAGCUGGCUUUUGAUAUUGCGUCGAGCGAUAUUGGUAUACCUGAUUUGCUUGAUGUGGAAGACGUAUGCGACGUCGCGAAACCUGACGAACGAUCGCUCAUGACAUAUAUCGCAUAUUGGUUCCAUGCGUUUUCCCAGCUUGAAAGAGUAGAAAAUGCAGGCCGACGAGUGGAGAAAUUUGUUAUGAAUAUGCAAGGAGCAUGGGAGAUGCAGAACUCAUUCGAACGCAGAAUGAAAGAGCUUCUCCAGGCUAUUAGAGCGCAGCGAGCCGAAUGGCGUGAGUCGUCGUUCGAGGGAACUUAUGCAGAUGCCAAGGAGCAGGCGAGUAAGUUUGGGGCAUAUAAGAGAAACCAGAAGAGGAAGUGGGUUGCAGAGAAAUCUGAUCUUGCGGCUCUACUGGGGAAUAUCAAAACGAAGCUUAGCACAUACCGUCUGCGAGCCUAUGAACCGCCUCCGGAGUUGAGGCUUGAAGUCUUGGACCAGGAAUGGAGUGCCCUAACCCAAAAUGAACGUGAGCGCAGCCAGCUAAUAAAUGAGACCAUCCGUGAUAUUAAGAAUGCCCUGCGGCGUUCGUUCGCUGACAAGGCGAACGACUUUGCAUUGACCCUCAAUACACUAUCGCUUGCUAUUUCUGGCCUCGAGGGGGAUGUCGAGGACCAGCUAUCGCAUGUGCAACGCCUCAACGAUAACCUUCCGCCUCUAGAUGCCUUCCUGGAAACAAUAGCUGAAUUGGAAGAGCGGUGUAUAGAGGCCAAUAUUGAGGAAAAUGAUUUCACCACAUAUACGUAUGACGAACUCGCAUACGAACUCGGAUUGGUUAAAUCGAGUGUCAGCAAAAAGCUAGCCUUCUUGGAAAAUCAGACGGUAGCAAGAAACAUGACCAAUCUCACUCCGAUCCAGCUUGAAGAAUUCGAGUCUGUCUUUAGACAUUUUGACCGAGACUCUUCCAAUACCCUGCAUGAGAUCGAGUUUUCAGCUGCAUUGGCAAGUUUGGGUUUAGUUUACGACGAGGAGGAGAUGCACGAGGUUUUUCUGGAAACCUGUGGCCCAGCAAGAGUUGAGCGGAACGCUGGCGUCAGCUUCGAGCAGUUCAUUCGAUUCAUGGUCAGUGUUACGGAGGACCAGAACACGGCAGAGCAGGUCUUUCAAAGUUUCAAAGAGGUGGCUGAUGGGAAGCCGUAUGUCACCGAACUGGAUCUUCGGCAUUCCCUCAUCCCUGAGGAGCUUAUCGAUAACCUUCUGGAAACCAUGCCCCGACAUGAUGGCCCGGAUCUCUUGGAGGAUCGCAACAUACCGAAGUAUGAUUAUAUUACGUUUAUGGAGAAAAUGAUGAAUAACGGCGAUGGUGACGACGAAAGUGAACUGGGUGACACUGGGAAUAGUCACCUAGUGAAUGGUAUCUGAAAAAAGUCCGUACCUUUUCGUUUCUUUAUACCUAGCUAGAUACCAGAAAGGAGCCGUCGUGUUAUGAUUCAUUGGGGCGUUUGGUUAGUUAUCGGUUUGUUUUAGGAGGUAUAUACCUUUUUUUUCCCCUUCUCCUGUUCAUGAAGUUAUAUACAUACCUAUACACUUUCCUCCUCUUCUGUUUUAUCACCACUUUUUAUCCUCAGACAUUCUUUUUGGUUCUUUACUACUCCUCAGCCCUGCUUUCACAACCCCAGCUGCUGUUUCUCUUAGAAUAGUACAUUCAUUUCGCUGUGCAUGCUUUGUUACUUUAUGUUUUACUGCUGCUCUACCUCGGUAGCCUAGAGAGGGGGAUUACAUGGGGGUUGGCAUAGGGGAUAUAUCCAUACACAUACAUAUAAUACCAGGAGUUUGUUGAUUGAAAAUAUUUUUAUUUCAUGUUUCUGAUUCGAUUUGCCUCCCUCCCGUUUCUUUUCUUUGUUUAUUUUCGUUAAAAGGAGGGGAAUGUUCCGGCCGGCGAAGCGCCUGCGUGGGGAAAGAGAAUUCACAACGGUAUAGUGCGAUCUGUUGCCAGCGAGGUUUCUUCCACUUACCCGACCCGACCUCUUUUUUCAGUAUUCUUUUCUGGAGAUCCAAUCGCCCUGAACUUCGUAUUUCAAAUAUCUGAGGGGCAGCUAUACACAGUAUACGCAGUACACCCAGCCAUUUUAAGUCUACCAUGGGUGGGUGAGAGCUCACAAGUUGGUUUUGAAGAGGGAUUUCUGUGGGGAGGAGUCAAAGCUGCUUUUUACGUUUCCUCCCACCCAUACAUGUAUAAAACUCAUCCCAGGUAACUCUUUAUCCCCUUCGUCGAAGUAAUCCGAUGAGGCAAUAUAGCUAGCUACUUUCCCGUUUCUUUCUCCUCUCUUUCUCUGAUUCUGAUUCUUUUUUUUAAUAUUUUGUAUUUUCUCUGUAACUACGGAGUACUUAACUGUACAUAUCAACAGCCGAACAGCAGUCACAUUUGCCCGCAGGCCAGGCGGGGGCCAACUGAAACGAACUCCCUUUUUGCCAUUUGGGGCGCUGAGGUUGCUGAAACAGGAUAGUUAAAUAAUAAAAGAACUACAAGGCGGGGGAAAAGAUAUUAUUGAGGAACUGGCAAACGUCUUUUUUUUUUUUUUUUUCACUACCGCCGCGCUGGAGAAGUUGGGACCACCAGCCAGUUCUAAGUUCUAAGGGAGGGUUCUUUUCUUUCUGGUUUUGUUUUGUUUUUCGUUUUUCGUCUCUAGCUCUAGUUAGACUCUGCUGUAACUACGUACUUGAUAUCAAGAUGAAGUUUUUUUUUUUUUUUUUUCUGAUU